Bemisia tabaci is the source of this 1659-nucleotide messenger RNA. RefSeq names its product DNA-directed primase/polymerase protein. NCBI's taxonomy places the organism in Eukaryota, Metazoa, Arthropoda, Insecta, Hemiptera, Aleyrodidae. Gene Ontology annotation, molecular function: DNA-directed DNA polymerase activity; chromatin binding. Gene Ontology annotation, cellular component: mitochondrial matrix; nucleus. Gene Ontology annotation, biological process: replication fork processing; mitochondrial DNA replication; response to UV. The record is from RefSeq and is a predicted model, not a curated record.
AUGAGUGAGUUCACUGUGAGUGUAAGAAAUUUUUAUGGUGACAAUAAUUACAAGGCUAAUAUUUUCGACGUGAAGUGCGAUGAACACUCAAUUGUUUGUGAGCUACCUCCAAAUUUAACAAGGAUUCUAGGACCUUCAAACGUAUGGAAAAUAUUCAAGAAGCAGUCAGAACUUCUCGAGUACUUGUCAUUUAAAGCUCGCAACUUGAACUUGAUGCCAUUUGUUUUCCAAAGUAUUAACAAUGAACGCUUAUUCCUCGCUGCGCAUCCCCUGGUGUUUUGGUACUAUGACAGUCACCGUAAGACCAAUCAAAGACACUCCUACGAAAUCAUCCGAGAAAAUCACCCUUGUAAGUUGUACUUUGAUUUAGAGUUCUGUGUCAACUCCAAUCCUGCUCAUAAUGGAGACAGGAUGGUCAGCACCUUUCUGAAAAUUGUCAUUUUUAUGAUAAAGGUCCCAUGCAGUUUUAACGAUGUCCUGGAUCUUGAUUCAAGUACCAGCUCAAAAUUUAGUCAUCAUUUAAUAUUUCAAUUGCCUAACCAUGUUUUUCAGACAAAUUACCAUGCGGGGUACUUUGUGGAAAAAGUUUGUCAUGAAAUAUUAGCCAACAUCCAUGGCGAAGAUAUGAAAGUAGAUCUUAAGUGUGAAUGUAAUGUUUCUAAAGAAGAGUUGUCAGAAUUACUGGUUAAAGAUGCAAAAGGGAACUCAGUUUUAUUUUGUGAUAGGUCUGUUUAUUCCAAAAAUCGCCAUUUUCGCCUUUACAAAUCUAGCAAACUGGGUAAAGAAACGCCUUUAGAGGUGAGUGCAAACAACAAGUUUUGUGUCAACAAUUCUGUAGAAAAUAUAUCUGAUGAGCAAAUAUUUUUAGCAUCUCUCAUCACGUAUUUUCCAGAUGAACAUUUUCUCUCAAAUUGUGAUAUUAUUAGUUUUGACCUUGCCGGUCCGACUUCUUCUCGCCCAAAAAAUUGUUCCAACUAUUCCAGUCAGGCCAGUGUAAAAUCAGUCUCUGCAUUUCCAAAAGUUGACAAAUUCGUUCAAGAUUUGGUUGCACCCGGCAAAAUAUGGCGAGUCCUUUCAUUUGAUGAGAACAAAACCCUUGUCUAUGACAUAGUCGCUAAUAGAUUUUGUCAAAAUAUUGGUCGUGCUCACAAAAGCAAUAAUAUCAUGAUAGUUGUUGACACUGGUAAGUGUAUUUACUACCAAAAGUGCCAUGAUCAUGAUUGCAAAGGGUUCCGGUCUGAGGAAAAACAACUACCUUUUGAGAUUAGUUUCUAUUUGCGUCCUGAUAGUGAGCUAGUGAGGAGCACAGAGGAUGAUUUACAGUUGUUGGAGGAUGACGCUUUUUUGUCUGAAGACUGCUUACAAAUCAGUCAGGAGCCAAAAGUACUCUCUAGGGUCACUGAGAAUCCUCAGCCAAGUGUGCAGGAACCUAAGUGCUCAGAAACAGAUUCCAACAAAGUAGACCUCUCUGAGAGCAAAGCUCUCUGCACAGGAAAUGGAGCGGAACCUAAAACAAACAAUAGUACCUCUGAAGGUGUGCUUAGUUGCAAUAAAAGUUCUGGGUCUCAAUUUCCUGAUGAGGAAAUGGAGUAUGCGGUUUGUCAAAUUUUAGACAUUAUUGAGGACGAAUCAUUUGCAAAUGAGAAUUCAAAUUUUUAG